Messenger RNA from Chiloscyllium plagiosum (whitespotted bambooshark), 1777 nucleotides. RefSeq names its product acetylserotonin O-methyltransferase (gene asmt). Gene Ontology annotation, molecular function: O-methyltransferase activity; protein dimerization activity. NCBI's taxonomy places the organism in Eukaryota, Metazoa, Chordata, Chondrichthyes, Orectolobiformes, Hemiscylliidae. The record is from RefSeq and is a predicted model, not a curated record.
UUUUGUUGUGCCUGUAAGAUUAAAGUUUCUAAAAGUUACAUCGAUGAGCUGCUAAUUUAAUGGAGAACAUCCAAUGCUGAAAUAUUGAGUUGCUGGUGCAAAUUUUAUAAUGGAACUAUCCAAACAGGAACUUGAAUAUCCUCAGAAACUGUUAAAUUAUAUGGAUGGAUUUCUCAUUUCUAAGACUAUGUUUACUGCCUGUGAGCUGGGAGUAUUUGAUCUGCUGGAGAAUGGAGAGGCACUCUCUUCCAAAGCGGUGGCAGAGAGGCUUGGCACCAGUGCUGAUGGCAUGGACAGACUCCUCACUGCUUGUGUUGGACUACAGCUGCUGCAAGUCAAAGGGCACCAAGGCGAAGUCUUGUACAGUAAUACAGAUCUGUCACAAAUCUACCUGACCAAGGCGAGUCCCAGAACACUGUACUAUUCAAUGGCCUAUUAUUCACAGACUAUCUACCAUUGCUUUGCCUUCCUGAAUGAUGCUGUCAGGGAAGGGAAAAAUCAGUAUGAGAGAGCGUUUGGUAUUUCUCCUCAGGAGCUAUUUGAAAGUCUCUAUCGAUCCGAGGAGGAAAUGCUAAAGUUCAUGCAGCUGAUGAAUUCAAUAUGGAAUAUUUGUGGAAAAGCUGUGGUCAUGGCCUUUGAUCUUUCGAUUUUUACUAACAUCAUUGAUCUUGGCGGAUGUACUGGUGCAAUAGCCAAGGAAUGCAACUCUGCAUAUCCACAGUCAAGGGUAACUAUCUAUGACCUUCCCAAAGUCCUCGAAAUGACAAGAAAACACUUUGUGCCUCCAGAUGAAAGGCGGAUUGCAUUUCAUGAAGGAGACUUCUUCAAAGAUCCUAUACCUGAUGCUGACCUCUACAUUCUUGCUAGAAUAAUUCAUGACUGGACUGAGGACAAAUGCCUGAAGCUUCUCAGCAGGGUUAACAAAGCUUGUAAACCAGGCAGUGGAGUAUUGCUGAUUGAAGCAUUGCUAAAUGAGGACCGGAGUGGCCCUGUCACUGCCCAACUGUACUCUCUGAAUAUGUUGGUCCAGACCGAAGGGAAAGAACGAAUGGCCUCUGAGUACAUCAGCCUUCUGGAAUCAGCAGGAUUUAAGGAUGUGCAAGUGCAAAGGACAGGAAAAAUUUACGAUGUGAUCCUAGGGAGGAAGUAAACUAACGUGUCUAAUUUUCACCCUAAAUUUAUUUCACUCUGGUUUAAGCAAAAUGUGUAAAUGUUCAACAGGAAGAGAGGCUAUUUUCUCCAAGAUUCCAUCCUUUAUGCUGUAAAAUGUACCUCUCUAUUCAUAUAUACCAGCUAAUAUAAGGAUCAUAAUUUCACAGUUGACAUCUUCGUAAAGAUAUUUGUUGGUUCCUUCCACUCCAUGGGUUUAUUUCCAUUGGAAACCCAUCUGUUCUCACUCACGUCACUGUGGUUAUGUUGCGGAUAGGGAGUGGCUCUGCAUUGCCAACUGUGACAAUGCUGUGGCUUUGGAGGUUAUAUUUUCCUAGUUUUUUUUAAAAAGAAGUUGUAUGGCACAGGGUUCGAGCAGUUGGGGUAAUGUUAACAGCAUGGAGGAUUUAGCUUUUUUUGUAACAGCCUGAACGGUUGUGGCCAGAUCCAGAUUCCUUUGGUAUUUUUGGUAUUUUGCAGUAGCAUCAGCAGCUAUUGGGGUCUUAACAGAGCUGGAAGCUUCAGUGGAUGUCUCCUGGCUACUAUUAUCUGAAUGUUCUCUUGAUGUUUUUCUCUCCUGUGUCUGAAUUUUCCUUUUUGCCAAGGGGUGUGUUUAUGGGAUGUUACU